CUCGGCCCUGCCCCCGCUCAGGGUAGGCUGCGGCGCCGGGGAAGGAGACGCUGCCCUUCCGCGGCCAUGGCGCGCGGCGGGGGGAGAGGGCGCCGAACGGGGCCGCGCGCCCCCCCCGCCACGGAGGAGGAUUGCUGGAUGAAGGCCGACCCUCGAACUCUGAGCCAGAUGUCAGAGAGAAGUUGGAUUUCUGCCUGAGCAGCUCACGCAGCAUCCGCAAGUGCCCUUCCCCUUUGUGGCUCCUGGAGGUGCCGAGGUCCUCGUGCAGACAUGGCAUUUAGACGGACGGAGGGAAUGUCCAUCAUCCAGGCGUUGGCAAUGACCGUGGCAGAGAUCCCCGUGUUUGUUUACACGACAUUUGGGCAGUCUGUCUUCUCUCAGCUGCGGCUCUCUCCAGGCCUGCGUAAGGUGCUGUUUGCUACAGCUCUCGGGACAGUUGCGUUGGCUCUUGCAGCUCAUCAGCUGAAGCGUCGUCGUCGUCGAAAGAAGCAGAUUGCUCCAGAGAAGUGCGGCUUUAAGCCUGGAGGGAUCACAGUGCCCAUCUUGCCAACCAGAAGGGUCUCCUCUGUGAAGAAAGGAUACUCCAGUAAGAGAGUCCAGAGUCCUGGCAGCAAGAGCAAUGACACGCUCAGUGGGAUUUCCUCCAUCGAGCCCAGCAAACAUUCCAGUUCUUCCCACAGCCUCGCCUCGAUGGUAGCAGUUAACUCUUCGAGUCCAAUACCAGCAUCAGCAGGGAUGUGGGAUGCCCAGGCAAUGGGGGAUGCUGGAGCCAUUGGCGAUGCCAGUGCAGAGAGCCUCUACGUUCAAGGCAUGGAGCUGUUCGAGGAGGCCCUGCAGAAGUGGGAGCAGGCGCUGACCAUCAGGCAGAGGGACAGUGUGAGUACCAGCACCCCCGUGCCCUGGGACAGCAAGAAACAGCAAGAGAGCAUGUCUGAGAACAUCCCAGAGGAGGAGUCUCAGAAAAGGGAGUUUGCUGAGAAGCUGGAGGCCCUCUUGCACCGAGCCUACCACCUCCAGGAAGAGUUUGGGUCUUCGCUUCCGUCGGACAGCAUGCUGCUGGAUCUGGAGAAGACUUUAAUGCUUCCAUUGGCGGAUGGGUCAUUGCGGCUUCGGACAGAUGAUGAAGACAGCUCAGUUUCCGAGGACUCCUUCUUCUCUGCAGCAGAGCUCUUUGACGCCCUCCACUUUGAUGAAAUACCAUUCCACCUCUCUAAGCCAGUAGCGGCCUAUGAAGAAGCUCUGCAGCUAGUGAAAGAAGGGAAAGUUGCGUGCCGGACGCUGAGGACAGAGCUCCUUGGCUGCUACAGUGACCAGGAUUUCCUUGCGAAGCUGCAUUGCGUCAGGCAGGCCUUCCAGGAGCUGCUGGAGGAUGAAAGCAAUCAACUGUUUUUUGGGGAGGUUGGGAAGCAAAUGGUGAUAGGACUGAUGACAAAAGCUGAAAAGAAUCCCAAAGCUUUUCUGGAAAGCUAUGAGGAGAUGCUGCGUUAUGCACUGAAACAGGAGACCUGGCCAACCACUCAGCAGGAGCUGGAGGGAAGAGGGGUGGUGUGCAUGAGUUUCUUUGAUAUCGUGCUGGACUUCAUCCUCAUGGAUGCUUUUGAGGAUCUGGAGAACCCGCCCUCCUCCGUGCUGGCUGUGCUGCGCAACCGAUGGCUCUCCGACAGCUUCAAGGAGACGGCCCUGGCAACUGCCUGCUGGUCAGUUCUGAAAGCAAAAAGGAGGCUUCUGAUGGUACCAGAUGGCUUUAUCUCUCAUUUCUACUCCGUAUCGGAGCAUGUCAGUCCUGUUCUAGCCUUUGGUUUUCUGGGGCCCAAGCAGCAUCUAUCUGAAGUCUGCAGUUUCUUCAAGCACCAGAUAGUACAAUAUCUGAAGGACAUGUUUGAUUUGGACAACGUGAGAUACACAACGGUGCAGUCUCUGGCAGAAGAUAUUCUGCAGCUGUCGCGGCGGCGCAGUGAGAUCCUCUUGGGAUAUCUGGGCACUGAGACUUCCCCGGAGAUGAACGGCACGCUUCCUGGUGAAAACGAGCCACUGAAGGAGCUCAUCUGAUGUCAAUCAGGGGAGGAAAACAGUUUUGUACAAGGACCUUUUUCCUCCCAGAGAUGGAUAAAACUACCUGCAAUGCUCAGUGGUGGCAGCAAGACUUAUUUCAACACACAGCAACCUGGUGGGACCUUCUGCUUUUUGUAGCCAGUAGUGUUUGCUGGGAUGGAUCCAGGACCACUUGCCAGCUUAUGGUUUGAAUUUCUUCUUUGUUCCACCUUCCUGUUCUUUUUAUUAUUAUUACUUUUAAUGUGUCAUAUAAACCACAAACUGCCUGGGCCCAGAUUUUUGCCCGAUUCCUUUGAAUAGGGCAAGAUAUGUACCCGUUUCACCUGUGUGUUUUCUGGGAGAUGAUCCCUGAUGUUUACGGUUGUGUGUGGGAGCAGGAACAUCAUUGGUAAAUUCUCCACUUAGCCCAUAGCUUCUCAAGGAGGCUUUGUUUGCUUUGGGAUUUUUAUUAUCGUUCUUUCUCUGCUGUGUUUCUACAGACAUUACUGCUGAUUUUACCUUAUGUGUUUUAACACAUGCAAUGUGACUAGCAAAGAUUUCUUUCCCAGGGAGGAAGAAAUACUUCUGUAAAGCACUGAAGUAAAAUGCAGACUUUUGUAACCAGUCUGAAGCUCUAAAGAAGUUGGUCUGUUCCCUCUGUGUUGCUGCUCUUUGCAGGCCAGAUGAUGGGCUCUGUGCCAUGGUCAUCCUCGCUUAGGAGAUUGCUGAGGUCUACGUUUGCCCCUAAGGCAAGCUAGCGUGAGGAGGGGGUGGACUUGCAUCCCGCCUCUGCAUGCACAAAGUCUUUAACAUCCAUCAAAGUGCCUUGCUGUAUUUCAGAAUGAGCCAGCAGCAGUUUUCGCUGGGCAGGAGGUGUGGGGUGUACGAAAGCAGAGGGAACCGGUGUAGCGUGGUGCCUGUUCCUAUUGUGCACAAGGCAGUAUGAGGUGCAGAUGUUGGAUGUGGUGUACGAAAGGGGUUAUGUGUGCUGGAUCGCUGAGAUCAAGCUGCUAGAGAGGAAACAAGUCUUUCGUCGAUCCUAAGAAACACAGCGUAGUUUUGGGUAUAGAUCAAACGCAUGGGUAUGUAUGUUUUUUGUAGUGCUGGGAUGGGCUCUUCUCAAAUGAUGUGAUCCUGACUGCGCAGCCGGCACCUGAAAUCUGGCUGCUCUGGGACACGUGCUGAGUUGGAUACCAGUGUAAGCAGUGGAGUGUGCCGGACUUGAGGCGGUCCUGGCUUUUGUGUGAGGUUUGCAGUGAUUUGCCAAGUCCUCUGUGAGUGCAAUGCCACGGAUGAAGGCUGAGGGUCCAGCCUGUCCUUUCUUCUGUUUCAGUCCACAUAUGGCUCCAAGUCCCAGCUUCAGAAUGUGCAGGUCUUCAGGGAGAAGAAAAUGGGAACUUUCACAAAAACACAGGCUUCACUGUUUUUUCUCCAGACUGAUUGGUUAUCCCUUGUGUCUGUUCCAGGUAAAAGGCAUAAGUCUUAUCUAGCCAUAUUUUUGCAAGGGAAAAAUAAAAGUAAGAAUCUGGAGUUUUCAUAGGGGUGGAAAGUCAGUGCACAGGCUUGGAGAAUACAAAUGUCGUCUUUCUUCCUCGUCAGAUAUCUAAUGUGGAUUCUGCUGGUAAAAGCAGGAAGGAAGUAAGCAGGGAAAAAGUAAACAAGAGGAUGUAAAAGGAGUAGAUAAAUGCUCCUGAGAUGCUUGCAAGAGGGUAAGUGUAGAGCACGUAACAUCUGUUGCUCUGUAAGCACAUCAGACUGAUGUGGCUUAUCCUGAAGAACAGAUUAAUGCAAUAAACAAGGCAGUGCAGAGGCAGAAGCGAGGAGCAGCUGACCUGAGUGAGGCUGCAUGAAAUAAACUGUUAUGAGAAGGAUUUGAGAGAGAGCAGUUGAAACUAGGAAAGGUCUCUGAGGUGCCUUGCUCCUGGCAGGAUGCAGUGAGAGAAGAAACAGAGGAUGCUGUAUUAGCAUGACACACCUGCUAUACGUAAACUGUGAUUUAAAAGUACGUUACAUUCUGAAAGCAAGUUACUUUGCCAAAAAAAAUGUUUAUAGUGCUUUGUGCUCUUGUAUGGCUGGUUUAGAAGAAAGAGUAACUUCAGCAGCUUUGUAUAGUGGUUAAAAUGAUGCUAAAAUGUGAAGAUUAAUGUAAUAAGAUGGACUGUAAUUCUAAACAAUCAAUGCUGUUAAUUUCAGAUUUUUAGAGUUGUUUUAUGUGUAUUUAUUUAGUACUUUGAGUGUCUUUUGGCCUCAGUGCUUGGGGCAGCCUGCCUACUUUGUGUACAGACAAGAACACUGGCUGCUGACUUUGGUCUUUUCGCAUCCUUGCGGGAGAGGAUACUGAAACGGGGUCCCCAUGAAGCAAACACUAACUUGCACUGUGGCUUUUUAAGCUAAGAACUUGUAAAUUCCUAGUCAAUCAAAUGGAAGAAAGAUAGUUUUAUUACAGCUUUAUGCUUUUCCCUAGCCCUUAUUGCAAAUAGGGUAUGCUGCCCUCCCAGUGAAGGUAAAGAGGGAUCUUCCUCAAGAACAGCCGUAGCUUCUUAAAGGUUGAGUUCUCCCCCUCUGCCCAGCGACACUAACUUGCUCCUGCACAAGCCAAGGAUGUCUGCUGAGAAAAACUGAUUUUCUAUUUACUGGGGACGUUGUUAAACUUCUCUUUGCCCUGCUCCUCCCUGCUAUUUCAUUGCUGCUCUUUCUCCCUCCCCAAUCCCAGUGUAGCUUGAGAGGAAAGGCAGAAGAAAGGUGUUUGCAGCCUCUGAAGGGUACUGUUCGGAUCAGCGGGCUCAGAGGAGCUGGUCCUGUGGAAGAAGCUCUCCCUGACCCACAGGGUGGUGGUCAGUGACCUGCUGCGUUCAGCUCCUUUAGCUGCAGCCACGAGCAGGGUCUCAGGCUGAUCUCAUCCAGGCAUCUGUUUUUUAGGGUAGAGUAAAAGGGUUAUGAUGGAAACCGCUCCUGCCCUCUGGCUUCAUAAGAGAUCACUAGAAAAUCCUUCUUUCCCCAGCGUAUUGUGUUUAGUAAAGGAAAUUCUUCAGUAUUAGUAGCAGUUGAGAUACGUAUUUGGGUAGAAUCUCUAGAGAUAAGAUAUUUGCCUUUUUUAUAAUGAACCCUUAUUCUCAAGGGGUUAAAUCAUUCUGGGCUGACACUUGCAAGAUUUUAACACUGAUGGGGAUUUAAAGUGGCUUAGCAGCUAUGAAGUAAAAUCCUUCAAUAGUUUCUGAUGCUUAAACAGAAUUUCAAAUAUGCAUGACUUUCCGUUUUUAUGUGGAGGUUGUAACAAGCUUCACCAGUGGCUGAAGUACAUAUUCAGUACUUUAGUAUGUAUGUAGAGACUACACCAAAUGACUCUAGGACAGUCUUUAUGAUCUUUAAAGCACAAAUACAUUAAUAAAAAAAAAAAAAAGAGGAAAAAUCUGCCUUGUUGUAUCUACGGGAUCGGUGUGGCUUUGAAGAGCAUGAUUUGUGCUGUCUCAUACAAGGAGGUAGGAAAGAUAAGGAUUUUACUUGCCCCUCUUCAGUAGAACAUUCCUCUGCCAUAUCUGAAACUAAUGAAUGUAAACUUGUGCCUAUUUUUUUUCUUGAUUUCCUAAAGGUGUAAAAAUCUGUUCUUGUUUUGCUUCUUUCUUUUUCUUUGCAGAUAAUUUUUUUUUUAAAUACUUUUAAUCUUAGGAUGUGGGCAUUACAAGUCAAAUAAAACUUUCCUUCAUGAUUGUGUUUUUUGUUUCUAAAUUUCCUGGCGAAACUUGCUAGAAACUCAAGUCUUUGGUUUCUGAUUUAGGUGACAGUUGUGGUGACACCUCUGGUGCGAAAGUGAUGGUGUAGUACAAGGCUCGCUCUUCCUAGAGUCAAAAUGGUAAACUUACAGCAAGUGAACUUCAGGGGGUUGUUUGCGUGGGGAGUCUUCCUGGUUCCGCUGAAGACAAGUCUGCAGAUUAAACAGGCUAUAAAAUAAACAAGACAACUCAUUGUGCUUUGAGCAGUGGUUGAAAACUGUGGGGUUUCAUUUUUCAGAUUUUUCUUUUCCCGUGGCGGUUUGAUUGUGUUUGGGUGUGGUGUGGGUAGGCUUAGCAGGCUGUGAUAAAGUGGUAGCAGAAAUCCCAGUGAGGAGCAGAAUCUCUUAAACGUUGUCCAAGUUCUUGUAGCAAACUUAUCAGCCUCCCAAACUAUGUGAGAGAAACCCAGAGUAAAGGCUGUGGGUUGAUAUCAGAGAUGCCCAUCUGCUGCGCAAUGCGGGAAACGCAUCUUCUCAUUCUUCUGAAGCAAUUACAGUAUGUUUAAAUACUUUCAUUUUCAAAUGAUACAGAAACCAGAUUGAAUCAGAUAGGCUGUUUGCUUCCACAGUGAUUAAGAUUUCAUCCAUAUGCUUAAGAAUAAAAAAAAAAAAUAAGCCUCGGUUAGCAUUAAUGCAAGCCUGUCGUGAACUGUGAUGUAUGCAAAUAAAAUGUUCAUGAAUAGGAAAAUUUUUGUCUUGUGCCACACCCUGAAGGCUAGUUGAAAGAGUUAAAAGGAGUUUAUCUUAGUUUCCAUGGUGUCAGACUGUAUACUCAUUACAUCUCCAGAGCAGCUUUGUGCUUUCUUAUGCUGAAGGAACAGAGCAAAGGCUGCUCCGUGUAUUGACACCUUCUUCUUAUGUUCAGGAAGGAGUGGGUGAAUAUAGCAAUGAAGCCCACAAUUUUCAGUACUUGUCAUGGUACAUAGAUCAAAUGUAAUCCACUCUGCCAGCAUAACUCUAUAUUCAAUAGCUUGGAAAGGAGGAGAUUUAUUUAACUUGAAUAAUGAAAGCAGUAAAUCACUCACGCUACCUUGUAUAGCAGUCUUCUGCAAUGAAUUGAACUUCUGCAGUAAAUAUUUGCCCUUUCUUUCCAAAUAAUGAGACUUAAAUGCUGAUUUUUUUUUUUUCUUGCAAUGCCAGGAAGAGUGUCAGCUUUGAAGAGCCCGUUGAAAUUAAUGGUACAUAAUCAUAAUUGCUAUCUGAAAACAGGUAUAUUAUGACUGCAGGAGAAGGAGUUUUCUCCCUGUUCUGAAAUCUUGCUUUAAGGUGAACGUGCUAAGGGAUAGAAAUCCUAGUACGUGUGUUUUUCUGACAUAUAAAGAUUAAAGGUAACCCCUUGCCUAUGUUUAUCA
This is a messenger RNA of Chroicocephalus ridibundus (black-headed gull), 7152 nucleotides long. It is a transcript of the gene MIGA2, whose product is annotated as mitoguardin 2. The transcript has 16 exons. The record is from RefSeq and is a predicted model, not a curated record. Gene Ontology annotation, biological process: mitochondrial fusion. Bases 271 to 2049 code for a protein of 592 amino acids. Lineage: Eukaryota; Metazoa; Chordata; Aves; Charadriiformes; Laridae.